AUGACUGCCUCAGGUACCCUGAAGAUGAUCUGCAGUCUGGGUAGGGUGGGCAGCCUGGUGCUGCGAGUCGCCCAGAUGACUUCCUCUGCUGUUUCGAUGGCCGUCUUGUUUAUUGAUGGAGAUGUUGACUUACACGCAGCUUUCAGUUAUGAGAUAGCUGCGAUGUCAUUUUUACUGGUGUGGAGUUCGGCACUAGUGUGCCUCGAUGUCUACUCUUUGAAGGAGCACCGGAACGUGCAAACUCCAAAGCUUUUGAGGUCGAUUGUGAUUGGUGACUGGUUGUCAUUCUUCUUAUCACUAUCGGCGGCAUGCUCCUCGGCAGGAGUUCUCAUCUUGUACACCCACGACCUCCACUAUUGGCAGACCCACACGACCCCGAUUCUGUACUGCGAGAUCUCCACUGCUGUGGCAUUCACUGUUACUGGCUUCGUAUUCGUUUCUGCUUCCGUUACUUUCAUUACUUUAGCUUCCUCUGAUUGA
Molecule: messenger RNA, 480 nt
Organism: Punica granatum (pomegranate)
Lineage: Eukaryota; Viridiplantae; Streptophyta; Magnoliopsida; Myrtales; Lythraceae
Source: RefSeq, a predicted model, not a curated record